ACCACGUCUUUCUCUCCGAACCCCUCUCUCUUAAAAAGCCUCCAAACACCACAGUUGCCCCUAUUUUCUUUAGUGUCAAGGAGAGUUUCAGUUCAGAACCCACAAAAAAUUUCACUCGAUCCGACCCGUUUUUCUAAUCAGUACUGAGUGCUUCCACCGAUUCCGAAACCGGGUUUUGUUUAGCUCUUCCAUUGAUUCACUUUUGAUUGAUCUAAUGGAUUUGUAUUUUGGAACUGGUGUCAAUGAUUUUCUUGUUCCAAGAGAUAGUGAACUAUUCGAUAGGCUUCCAUCCCCAGAGGAUUGGCUGCGGUGGGGAGGGACUGAAUCAGAAAGUUUUGGGUCAAUGAACAAUAUGACUGUGGAUGAACCGAGCUGUAAGGGUAGAAAUCUGUGUAAUGAUGUUGAUGCGGAAAUUCCAGGCACUAAGGUGGAGAAUUAUAGUGUUCCAAGCAGACCGGGAACAUUAUCAGAAGGUUCCCUUCAGCAAAACACUUUUUCACAUGAUUUGCUAGAAUACCAGCUCAAUGACCUGGCAGAAAUUGAUCACGUGGAUGACAUUUUCUUGAGUUCCUUUCUUGACGAGGGUCUGCCUGCCAUGGAAAACCUUCAUGGAUCAUUUGGCUUUUCUCCUGGCUACCAAUACAGUCCAACGGCAACUGAUGAUCCGUCAAUCAACACAGUUUCAGAUUCACAGAGUGUCUCAAGCAAUUUGUAUGGGUUAGGGGGCUCAAAAUAUCUCAAAGCAGAUGAUUUUUCAAUAUCACUAGGCAAGGAGAAGGAAGAAUGCUCACCCUCACAUUCCACUCCUUGCAAGUUGGGGCAAAAGAAGGGUUGCUCAAAAUUAGAGGCGCCAAUGAUCAAGAUUCCUGUCCCAACUACACAAAAUGGAGAAAUGGGUGAGGAAACUUCACUGGAAGAAUCUGUGCUGCUGGAACUUGAAGGAGCAAUGGCAAAGUUGACCCAGAAAACGCGGAUUUGCUUUCGUGAUGCAUUGUACCGACUUGCCAAGAACUCAGAAGAAAAGCAAACAGUAACCCAGAGCCAAAGUGGAGAAUUUACCGUUGAAAAGUCGUUGCCACCGGUGGAUGAAACAUCGAGGUCAGGAGCUCAAAGACCCAUGGAAUCAGUGACCAACACCAUUGACAGGGCCAUCGCGAAUCUCAUGUUCGAUAACGUGGAUGCCAAUGCUCAAAAUCUUGACCCAGCAGCAUUGGUAAACUUCGAAGGAGAAUCAAUCGACCCUGCAAGUGUACGAAGCAAUGGUAAGGUUCCCAAUCCCAUGCUUGGCAGAGCAAACCCGCGGAGAACAAGGAAUGUGCUUGGAGAUUUUCAAGUUUGGGUGCAGUGAACAUGAAAUAAGAAGUCGGAUCUGGUGCAAGAAUUUGGGCCUAGCUAGGAUGAGUUAGGGAUCUUUGUAGCAGAGUUGAAAGGAGGAGGUAAGGGCAUGGAUCCAUGAAAUAAAGUAUGGUACAUAGAAAACAAAUUCUCCUUUGAAUUUAUUUGCCUACUAAUCUAAUAUUCUAAUGUAUUUGGGUAGCAUGCAUCAUAUGCACUCAUUGGCCGCAAGGCCUUCGGUUUUGAUCAGUGGUUAGAUUAGAAGGGUGAAUUUUGGAUUUGCAUUGGGUGUUUUGUUGUAGUUGCACAGAGGAAUGCAGGGAACUGACCAGCUUGAUUCGAAA
This is a messenger RNA of Malania oleifera, 1679 nucleotides long. Its product is annotated as protein LNK4-like. Gene Ontology annotation, biological process: regulation of DNA-templated transcription; circadian rhythm. NCBI's taxonomy places the organism in Eukaryota, Viridiplantae, Streptophyta, Magnoliopsida, Santalales, Ximeniaceae. The transcript is spliced from 6 exons. Bases 215 to 1348 code for a protein of 377 amino acids. The record is from RefSeq and is a predicted model, not a curated record.